CAUUUAUCAAAUGUCACCGAGCUGAUAACAGAUGUCAUAACACCAUUCUUCAAGGAGUGUGAUAUACAUAUACUCCAGGCAGACAGAAAGAUAAGAGACAGACAGACAGACAGACAAGCAGGCAGAUAGACAGAGACAGAUAGGCAGAUAAACAGGCAGACAGACAGAUAGACAGACAGACAGGCAGACAAACAGAUAGAUACAGACAGAUAAAUAGACAAGAGAGACAAGACAUGUUUGUGUGUAACAGUGAUAACAAAUACAGUGAGGGUUAGCUGGAGCAGUGGGCAUUCAUCAAUUGUCACUGGGCUGUCAACAGUAUAAGGAUGCCUUUCAUAACAACAUGCUUCAAGGUAUAUGCCAGGGUAUCUAAAACAUUGCUGGGACCUAUAAAUACUUUGUAUAUAUUUCUAGACAGUAAUAAAUAACCCAAGCAGGUGUAAAUGUUCACCUGUCAAUGUGAUUAUGACAAUUUGAGCACUAUUUCAGUACCUAAUAUUAGUGUCAGAACAAAGAUUGGCUGUGAAAUUACGAGAACUAUUAUAAAUUGUAAUUCUCAGAGCAUAAAAAUAUAUAAAUUAAAAUAAAAACGAGAAAAAAAGGUAUAUCGGCAACAGUCGACGUUGCCGACAGAUGAGCAUCCAGAGCCAACUUCACGGUCUUAUAUCUCGAGCAACUAUUAUUAAGGAGAUCACAAUAACAAUGGAAACUCAUGGACUGAGUGUGGAUCGACGACAUGUGAUGUUACUGGCUGACCUCAUGACUUGCCGUGGCCAGGUCCUCGGUAUCACCAGACACGGACUUUCAAAAAUGAAGGAAUCUGUUCUUAUGCUUGCUUCUUUUGAGAAGACAGCUGACCACUUGUUUGAUGCAGCAUAUCAUGGCCAGAGUAACCCCAUUAAGGGUGUUAGUGACUGCAUCAUUAUGGGGAAGCCCAUGAAUAUUGGUACAGGAGUAUUUAAACUUCUCCACAACCACCACAGAGACCCCAAACCCAGAAUGCGGAAUCUCUUGUUUGAUCACCCUGAUAUGCAUGUUCCUCUGCCUCUCAGUGGCUGGUCCUAGUACAGUAACUUAUGUGUAAAACUGACAAAGUUGUGUGAGAUGCUUUAGUGAGUAUUUAGAAAUUGCCUGAAUGUUGAAAGUAUUUUUAUCUGUAUGGUAGUGUUUACAACAGAGAUUGCCAAUUUGAAAGUAGAAUACUUGCAAAAACGUUAUUUAUUGUCUUUCUACCUAAAUUAAAAUUUACUGUAGUGUACCGUACUCUGAUUUCUAUAAUUAUUGUUUUUUAUUGAAGUGCUGAAAGUAUUCAGUCAGUAAUGUUUACCAAACAAGUACAGUGUUGGAGACAGAGAAAAGUUUUCAUUAAGAUUAAUUCCAGUUAAUAUAUCAGCAUUUUUUUAGCCUUUUAUUAUCAAGUUUUCACCGUAAAAUUUCAAAUGUUUUUUAUUCAUAUUUUUCAAAAAUAUUGUAUGGUACUGUAUAUGCUUUACAUUGUGCAAAAAUCAAUGUACCUUACCAACAAAGAUUUGUUUUAUU
Messenger RNA from Cherax quadricarinatus, 1539 nucleotides. The record is from RefSeq and is a predicted model, not a curated record. Lineage: Eukaryota; Metazoa; Arthropoda; Malacostraca; Decapoda; Parastacidae.